ACACACACGCACUCAGAUCAAAAUGCCUUUUGUUCCCGUGGAAACCCCCAAGUGCCCCGCGUGCGGAAAGUCGGUCUACGCCGCCGAGGAGCGCGUUGCCGGAGGCUACAAAUUCCACAAGACCUGCUUCAAGUGCAGCAUGUGCAACAAGGCCCUGGACUCGACCAACUGCACGGAGCACGAGAAGGAGCUUUUCUGCAAAAACUGCCAUGGUCGCAAAUACGGUCCUAAGGGAUACGGUUUCGGUGGUGGUGCCGGCUGCCUGUCCACGGACACUGGCGCCCACUUAAACAGAGAAUUUGUUGCGCCGAAGAUUCCACCAAAAGCACCCGAUGGGUUGGGCUGUCCGAGGUGUGGCAUAUAUGUUUAUGCUGCCGAGCAAAUGUUGGCCAGAGGAAAGGGCUACCAUCGGAGAUGCUUCAAGUGCGUGCAAUGCAAUAAGACCUUGGACUCAACUCUUCACUGUGAUGGUCCAGACAAGGACAUUUACUGCAGAGGAUGUUAUGCUCAGAAGUUUGGUGCUAGGGGCUAUGGACACAUUGGCAUUUCCUCCUUGGGGCUAAUGUCUGAUAUCAAGGACUGCGAAUGGCAAAGCGAUAUGGCUCCGAAAGCCUCUGUCAUAAAUGUCGAGCAAAUUCAGGCACCUCUGGGCGAAGGAUGUCCCCGUUGUGGUGGCGUUGUCUUCGCCGCCGAACAGGUCCUUUCGAAAGGAAGACCCUGGCACCGGAAGUGCUUCAAAUGUCGGGAUUGCACCAAAACUCUGGACUCCAUUAUCGCGUGCGAUGGUCCGGACAAUGAGGUAUACUGCAAGACUUGCUAUGGCAAAAAGUGGGGACCCCACGGAUACGGCUUCGCCUGUGGCUCCAGUUUCCUGCAAACCGAUGGCAUUACUGAAGAGAACUUGGGAUCCGAGCGACCAUUUGUGGCUCCGGAUACUACUUCGAUCAUGGCUCCUGAUGGCGAGGGAUGUCCUCGCUGCGGUGGUGCAGUUUUCGCUGCCGAGUUGCAGCUGUCCAAGGGAAAGAUGUGGCACAGGAAGUGCUUCAACUGUGCCAGGUGCACUCGUCCUCUGGACUCCGUGCUCGCCUGUGAUGGUCCCGAUGAUAAUAUCUACUGUAAACUCUGCUACGCGAAGUUGUACGGCCCCAAGGGAUUCGGAUACGGACACACGCCCACUCUGGUGUCCACCAACUACGAGUACACGCCCAGCUGCUGGGGAACCAUCGAUCGCAAUGGACAAAAGUCGGAGACUGGAUGUCCCCGGUGCGGAUUUAUGGUUUUCGCAGCCGAGCAGAUGAAGAGCAAGAAUAAUGUGUGGCACAAGCUGUGCUUUUACUGCAUGGAGUGCCGAAAGUAUCUGGAUUCGACAAAUUUGAACGACGGCCCCGAUGGCGGUAUAUAUUGCCGAUCGUGCUAUGGAAAAUUCUACGGACCAAAGGGCGUGGGCUAUGGAAUCGGUGCGGGCACAUUGACAAUGGCCUAAAAUUUCGACCAAAAAAGCGCGUUCAAGAACUGGACCCCCAAUAUGCAAUAAGCUCCAAAAUUCAUAUUAGGGCCUUCCAGCUUUUGAACGCCCACAUUUUUGAGGCUGACGAGUAGCUGUAGUAUUGCAAUUCCACGAAAAAUAUUUAUAUUAGCUCCAAAAAACAACGACAUUUACUAAUGAAUGUGUAAAAGGCGAUUAAAUGAGUGGUGAUUAGUUUAAAAAUUGUAUAUGUUAGACUCGAAAAUAAGUACAGAAAAAGCAUUCUGACCUCCGACUGAAUCUUCAUGGCGUAACUAGCCAAAACGAAACCUCCCA
Drosophila takahashii is the source of this 1801-nucleotide messenger RNA. It is a transcript of the gene Mlp60A, whose product is annotated as Muscle LIM protein at 60A. Gene Ontology annotation, biological process: actin cytoskeleton organization. The record is from RefSeq and is a predicted model, not a curated record. Gene Ontology annotation, cellular component: cytoplasm. NCBI's taxonomy places the organism in Eukaryota, Metazoa, Arthropoda, Insecta, Diptera, Drosophilidae.